Molecule: messenger RNA, 8729 nt
Organism: Myxocyprinus asiaticus (Chinese sucker)
Lineage: Eukaryota; Metazoa; Chordata; Actinopteri; Cypriniformes; Catostomidae
Product: CSC1-like protein 2
Exons: 25
Coding region: 636-3125 (829 amino acids)
Cellular component (GO): plasma membrane
Molecular function (GO): calcium-activated cation channel activity; nucleic acid binding
Source: RefSeq, a predicted model, not a curated record
UACAACAAUACAAAAACAAUACAAAAACAGCAGCAAGACAAAGAUAAUAAUAAAAAAUAAUUAUACACAUACGUACAUACACACACACACACAUACAUAGUGGUCAAUGUUGGGGUGUUCCUCCUAAAGUCAACAAUCAUUUCCACCGUUUUGAGCAUGUUCAGCUCAAGGUUGUUUUGACUGCACCAGACAGCCAGCUGUUCAACCUCCCUUCUGUAUGCAGACUCGUCGUCAUCUCGGAUGAGGCCGAUGACAGUGGUGUCCUCUGCAAACUUCAGGAGCUUGACAGAGGGGUCCUUGGCGAUGCAGUCAUUGGUGUAGAGGGAGAAGAGUAGUGGGGAGAGCACACAUCCCUGGGGGGCACCAGUGCUAAUUGUACAGGUGCUGGAAGUGAAUUUCCCCUGUCUCACAAGCUGCUGCCUGUCCGUCAGAAAGCUGGUAAUCCACUGACAGAUAGACAUGGGAACAGAGGGAAUAAUGAUUGAGUGAUUGAAGCAGCAUGGGACUUCACACUGCUCCAGUGAUCUAUUGAAGAUCUGUGUGAAGAUGGGGGCCAGCUGGUUAGCACAGGAUCGAAGACACGCUGGUUCUUCAUCAGGAUGUUGCAGUGAUUGUGGAGAGGUCUGAUUGUGACGAUGGGGAUUUUUGGGAACCUGGCCUGUUCGGGUCAGGCCAACUGUUACAGCAACACUUCCAAAGACUACUGCUACUCGGCCCGGAUCCGCAGUACCGUGCUGCAGGGUCUGCCGUUCGGAGGAGUUCCCACGGUCCUUGCACUUGACUUUAUGUGCUUCCUGGUUCUUCUAUUUGUCUUCUCCAUCUUGCGGAAAGUGGCGUGGGACUACGGCCGUCUAGCACUGGUGACCGAUGCAGACAGACAGAAGAGAAGAUUCAGCGGUCUGGAGGAGAGGGAGUAUGUGGCUUCAGCUCUACAUUCUGAAACACCAGACCACUAUGAGCGUCUCACCUCCGUCUCAAGCUCGGUGGAUUUCGAACAGCGAGAUAACGGCUUCUGUUCCUGGUUAACUGCUAUAUUCAGAAUAAAAGAUGAGGAGAUCAGGGAGAAAUGCGGUGAAGACGCCGUUCACUAUCUCUCAUUCCAGCGCCACAUCAUAGGCCUGCUGGUGGUAGUGGGUGUGCUGUCGGUGGGCAUUGUUCUGCCUGUCAACUUCUCGGGUGACCUGCUUGAAAACAAUGCAUACAGCUUUGGACGCACAACAAUCGCAAACCUGAAUUCUGGGAAUAACCUCUUGUGGCUGCACACGUCAUUUGCCUUCAUGUACCUGCUCCUCACCGUCUACAGCAUGCGACGCCACACGUCCAAGAUGCACUACAAAGAAGAUGAUCUGGUAAAACGCACUUUGUUUAUCAAUGGCAUUUCUAAGUAUGCAGAAGAGAGCCAUAUAAAACAGCACUUUGAGCAGGCUUACGAGAACUGCAUUGUAUUGGAGGCGCGUGUUUGUUACAAUGUGGCCAAACUAAUGGCGCUCAACGCAGAGAGGAAAAAGACUGAACGCAGCAUGAAGUUUUUCACGGAUCUAAUGGCUAAAGAACACAUGCCCACCAUGAUCAACCCAAAGCCCUGCGGUCACCUGUGCUGCUGUGCCAUUACAGGAUGUGAAGAGGAGGAGGCUGUGAGUUAUUACACUAAACUGGAGGCCAAACUGAAAGAGGAAUACAGAAAGGAAAAAGAGAAAGUGAACACUAAACCGCUGGGCAUGGCAUUCGUCACCUUUCAGAAUGAAGCCAUGACUGCAAUCAUACUGAAGGAUUUUAACGCGUGUCAGUGUCAGGGAUGUAACUGUCGUCAGGAGCCACGUUCAUCUCAGUUCAGUGAUAGUCUUCACAUCUAUAACUGGAGCGUCAGCUAUGCACCAGACCCCCAAAACGUGCGCUGGGAGCAUCUGUCUUUGGGAGGAGUUUCCUGGUGGCUUCGCUGCUUCAUCAUUAACUGCAUCCUCUUCAUCCUGCUCUUCUUCCUCACCACCCCAGCCAUCAUCAUCUCCACCAUGGACAAGUUCAACGUCACUAAACCAGUGGAGUACCUUAACAACCCCAUAGUCACCCAGUUUUUCCCCACUCUGCUGCUGUGGGCAUUUUCUGCCCUGUUGCCCACCAUCGUCUACUAUUCUGCCUUUUUUGAAGCCCACUGGACCAGGUCGGGGGAGAACCGGACCACCAUGCACAAGUGUUACACGUUCCUCAUCUUCAUGGUGCUCUUGCUUCCCUCUUUGGGCCUCAGCAGUCUGGAUGUGUUCUUCCGAUGGCUGUUCGACAAGAAAUUCCUGGCCGAUGCCACAGUCAGAUUUGAGUGUGUCUUCCUUCCUGAUAAUGGAGCAUUUUUUGUGAAUUACGUCAUUGCGUCUGCAUUCAUCGGAAACGCAAUGGACCUGCUGCGGAUUCCAGGUCUCCUCAUGUACAUGAUCCGACUGUGUCUGGCACGCUCGGCCGCAGAGAGACGCAACGUGAAGCGGCAUCAAGCUUUUGAGUUUCAAUUCGGAGCUGCCUACGCCUGGAUGAUGUGCGUUUUCACUGUCGUUAUGACGUACAGCAUCACCUGCCCAAUCAUUGUUCCAUUUGGACUGAUGUACAUGCUAUUGAAACACCUAGUAGACAGGUACAACAUGUACUACGCUUACCUGCCCUCAAAACUGGACAAGAAGAUCCACUCUGGAGCUGUCAAUCAAGUGGUAGCCGCACCCAUCCUGUGCCUGUUCUGGCUCCUGUUCUUCUCAACUGUGCGCACAGGUUUUUUGACUCCAACGUCCAUGUUUACGUUUGUGGUGCUCAUCAUUACCAUCGUGGUCUGCCUGUCGCACGUCUGUUUCGGCCACUUUAAGUACCUCAGCGCGCACAACUACAAGAUCGACACUAAAGACACAGAAGUCGAUGGAGUGGAGAAUGGACGUCCUGCAAGAACUUCACCCUCCAACAAAUCUCAGCAGAUGUACAUCGCCCAGGUCCUGCAAGACCCACUCUCCGAUGAGACGGGCGCAGGCAACAGAGAGGACGAUGGUCAGGGGUCCUCGCAGGACGAGGAGAUGAUCAACGCGGGGAAUAACCUGAAUGAGGCCGACUUCCAGUCCGGAGAGGACAGUCUCAUUGCCAACGAGGUCCACCAAUAACUGGAGGACUGAGGCACGCACGAGAGAGAGGGGGUGAUGCCAGAAUACAAGAACCAGUUCCAAGGUCUUCAUCUGCACAUGUUUGUUUUUUCCCUGUUAAACGCUGUGAACUAAAUCUGCAGGAUGUUUGUUGGCUCAGAAUAUCAGCACCUUAUAAACCCAUGUCUGCCAAAACACACCAACUGUACAUAAGCACAGGUGCCCACAUCUAAACAUGCCGACAUGUACUUUGUACACGUUGAAACACCAUGUGCAUGACCACGCUUGAUCUCAUGCAACCUUUCCUGCAAGCACAAAGGUUGGUGAAGUUUGGAAGGACUUUUUGGAUUUUUCAAAACCUCAUAAAAAAUUAGAAAAAACAUUUAUUUGAACUCUGACACAUUGGAAUGGCACAACCUCGUCAAUAUCCGUCCAUGUCGUCUACGCAAAACUCCUGAAACGAAGUCUGAUUCCCAUUGGAAAAGUUGGAGACAAUUCCAGAUUUCCCAUUUUGUACAAGUCAAUGUAUGUUUGCUAAAAAACUGCCUGAACUCUGAUUGGAACCUUGGUGUGAAUCCGGCAUGCCGCAAACAUGUCAAUGUUAGCGACGCAAAAUCCUGGAACAAAGUCUGAUUCUCAUUGGAAAAGUUGGAGAACAUUCCCGGGAUUUCCCAUUUCAUACAAGCCAAUGAAUAUAAAAAAAAAAAAAAAACAACCUGACGCAAGUUUGAUUGGAACCUAGGUGCAAAUCCGACAUGACACAACCUUGUCAAUUCCAUCUAUGCAAAACUCCUGGAUCAAAGUCUCUUUCCCAUUGGAAAAGCUGGAGACCAUUCUGGAGUUCCCAUUUCAUACAAAGUCAAUGAAUAUUUACUGAAAAUUUGCCAUAAAGGAUUGGAACCUAGGCGUAAAUCUGGCAUGCCGCAACGUUGUCAGUGACAAAACUCCUGGAACAAGUCCUGACUCCUGAUGGACAAAAUGGAUAGCAAUCCGGGAUUUCAGAUUUUGUGCAAGUCAAAGAUUAUGCUAAAAUAUGCCGUAACUCUGAUUGGAACCUUGCCGUAAUUCAGACAUGGCACAACCUUGUCAAUGUGAGCCAUGCAAAACUCUUGGAACAAAGUCGGAUUCUCAUUUGAGAACAUUAUGGAAUUUCUUAUUUUGUAAAUGUCUAUUAAUGUUUUCUAAAAAUUUGUCGCAACUCUGAUUGGAACCUUACCGAAAAAUCCGUCUGUCGUUUAUGCCUGAAACAUAAGUCUGAUUCUGAUUAGAAAAGUUGGAGAACAUGGAAGGAUUGUACAUUUUGAACAUGCAAAUUAUUAUUUCCAAAACAUUUGUCACAGAUCUGAUUGGAACCAUGCCAUAAAAUCCGUCCAUGUCGUGUACGCAAAACUGCUUGAACAAAGUCUGAUUCCUGUUGGAAAAGUUGGAGAACAUUCUAAGAUAUCCCCUUUCAUGCAAAUCAAUGACUAUUUACAAAAAAUUGCCAUAACUCUUAUUAGAACUUUAACAUUAAUAUGGCAUGCUGCAACGUUGUCAGUGACUUCUUCGCAAAACUCUUGAAACAAGUCUUGACUCCCGAUGAAAAAUAUGGAAAGCACUCCAGGACUUCCCAUUUUGUGCAAUUCAAUGACUGUUUGCUAAUAAUUUGCUCUGAUUGGAACUUUGACAAAUUCAUCAUGGCAUAACCUCGUCAAUGAUAUCUACGCAAAACUCCCGACACAAGUUGGACACCAUUCGGUGAUUUCCCAUAUUCCCGUAAAUAUUUUAUUGAGUUUGUCUCAGAUGCCUAGAAGCCUUAGAAGAAAAAAAAAAAAACUGAUGGAAAUCUCUGAAAAAUAGCAAGGAAGGCUUCGCGUACAAUAAAAGUUUGACCACCGCAUUCUUUCUUGGUACGAAAGCUCCAAGCAUCCCACUGUUCGCCUUAUCAGCGAUAGUUUUCCUAGUCGAUAAUGCUGCAGAACUGGCUUUGUUUGCAUGCUUGCUUUUCAUUAUUCUUUGCCCAAAUGAAUGGUUUUCAUAUAAAUCUGGCAUUCCAAAGGAAAUGUGCAAUAGUGGCAUCCGUAGAGAAAAUAACAAUGCCAGACGCAUUCAAUGUCCUGAAGUAUCUUCAUUUUAGAAUUUGUCUCGAAAUCGCAAACUUGUUGGCUUUGCCAUGUUAGACUUCCCAAACUGCUUUCACUGUACAGUAUUCUGCCAGAACACUAAUCAUACUGAAAGAAAGAGACUACAUACUAACAUUCUAAUCGUUCUGUUGUCGCCAUGGGAACUUUGAUGGAAUUCUCGUGACAACGGAACGUCAGGUGUCCUUGAAUUCUUUAGUUGCUCUCUGAAAUGAACUAAAUAAUGUACAGUAUUUCCAGAGACUCUGGUGUGAAGUUUUUUUUUUGUUGUUGUUCAUUUCUGGAUAAUUCACUGGAUAUAACACCACUGUUUUUUGAUGUCAUUGAGUGAACCAUAUUCUUACAUUUUUGUUCAUGGUAUUCUUACCUUGAUUUACCUUUGCAACCUUAAUGGAUGUGUUUGUAAGCCUGCAAUGGAAUACUAACAUUCUCAUCCUUAUAGCAAGUAGAAUCACUCUCAAUGCAUAACUUGACCUAGCUACUUCUAUUGGGUUACGGACUAGAUAUAGUACCGACGAUUGCGCAGUGGCGGAUUUGAAUGAGAGCUAAUUUGCCACUGCAAACCAAUAAGAUAAAAUACGCAUAGAAAUGGAAUCAAAUUAAACUCCUUGACCUGGCAAACACUGGUUUAGAUAUAGUGUUUUCCUGCACCCCUGUAGUUUUUUUAGAAUAUAUAAUAUAUUUUAGAAGGACACAGAGGAAGUCUUGCAAAAAAUGACAUUUUCAGUGUUCCCUGAUUGAAGUUUUUCGCCUUGUGCCUGCCUGUUUGUUUGUACAAGACUUUGUGGGAGAAAUCAAGAGUAGAAAGUUUAGUAAAUAUUUGGACUAGAAAUAUUAAUUCUCUAUGCCACAAAAGUCUGAGUUUUGCUGUGCAAAUGCAUUUUGUUAGGAAUGGCUGAGCAAUUUUUUCUAAUUAUGUAGUUUGAUCUGGUGAGGUAGAUCAAUAGUAGUAAUGAAAUGAUAACCACUUUGAUUCUAACCCAGAUAAUUGAAGAAAAUGUUUCAAUACAUGUGCAUUUUCAAUGUACAGACAUGUUGUGUAACUAUUUUGAUAUGGUUUCUCAUUUGAAUUUCGUUUAAAGGAAUAGUUCAACCAAUAAAGCAAAUUCUGACAUUAUUUUUUUUUUUAUCAUAACAUCCUAAUGAAUUGAGGGUGAGGAAAUAAUGACAGAAUUUAAAGUUUUUGUCUGAACUAACCCUUAAACUGUACAUUUGUUUAGCAGCCCAAAAUUUUAUUUCACUCUGUGGCCAAAACAUUUAAGUUGUUGUCGAAAUUAACACUCCGGAGAAAAAGUUGUGUCUUUGUUGCCUGAUUUGGGAUCAGACCUGACUCGCCAACCACCCUUCGUAAUUUCUAAAAUAAUCGCGACGAGACGAAUUGAGACGAAAAUGCAACUUUUUCCAAAAUCUGUGCUGACUGCAAGUACAGUAAGGUUUGCACUGAUAAUGAAGGUCUGCUUGAAGUCUUUGUAUGUAUGUUUGUUUGUUUUUGUUUGUUACUGUAUUCUCAAAGUUCCGAACUAAAGAUGUUUGGUAUCUCAUUACAAAAGCUGAUAAAGAAAACGAAUCUUCGGAGGAUGUGUACCCGUUCGCUUCAGGAUCAUGCAAUAUACGAAAAACUGGAUUAAGCAAAUAACAAUGGUACUACUAUCGCACAGUGUGACUGAGAAAAAAAAUCGAACAGCCUCAGGUGUUCUUUAUUUUCCAAUAGAUAAAAAAUGUUUACAUCUGUGUUUUUUUUUGUUUUUUGUUUGUCAUCUCUCCUUUUUACUUGUUUUCUUUCUUCGAAAUUCCAGAAUUCACAUUGAAGAAGACACAAAGGUAACCUAUGAAAGCUGUAGCUACGUUGUUCGUUAGUGUCAUGGCGGUAGCGUUUUGGAAGGUUCGUCACCAUUUGUCUAUGUAGAUUUGCUGUUUUGUAACUUAAAGGAAUAUUCCGGGUUCAAUACAAGUUCAGCUCAAUCGACAGCAUUUGUGGCAUAAUAUUCAUUACCACAAAAAAUAAUUUUUACUUGCCCCUCCUUUUUCUUUAAAAAAACUGAAAAUCUUGGUUACAGAGAGGCAUUUACAAUGGAAGUGAAUGGAAGCCAAUUUUUUUUUUUUUUUUUUUAAAUACUCACUUUUUCAAAAGUAUUGCCACAAGACAUAAAUGGUAUGCAUGCAAACAUGAUUUUAGGGUGACCAAAUCUACUUCCUAACCUUUUCUGUGUAAAGUUAAAGCCAAUAUAACAACUGUGUUGCCAUGAUGAUGUAAUGUCAACAAACCCUAAAACGACAGAAGAAUUAAAGUGCUUUUAUAACAUUUUAAGCUUCACAUAUCUGCCUUUAAACCCUCCAAAAACUGGCCCCUAUUCACUUCCAUUCCAAGUGCCUCACUGUCACCUUGAUUUUUUUAUUUUUUUUAAAGAAAAAGAGGGGAGUUUGAUUUUUAUUUUUUAUUUUGUAAUCAACAUUAUGCCACAAAUGCUGUCAAUUGAGCUUAGCUUGUAUUGAACCUGGAAUAUUCCUUUAAAGGAAUAUUUCACCCAAAAAUUGUAUUCUGUUUCAUCAACUUCAUUAUUCCUCAGUGCGACUUUAUUCCUUCCGUGGAACGCAAAAGGCGAAAUUUAGAAGAAAUACUAUUUUUUGCAGAUUGCAGGUUUACAUAUUUGGAAUGAGAAGAGAUGAGGGCAAUUAAAUGAUGACUGAAUUUUCAUUUUGGGUGAUCUAUUACUUUAAACCAUCUGGAAAUUGUAGCUAGAUGCUGGAGGUACUUGUGUCUUUCCAAAUUUUGGAAUACUUUGAUAACGUUUCUCUACGAUGUGACUGAACGUGAGCACAUUAUAAAGAAAGUUCAACAAGUUCAUCCCUUUUUUUGGGGUUCUCCUCACCGGCUUCUUACUGAGUUAAUGAAGUGAAUGUCACUUCAGUAUUUGGCAGUGAAGUAAAGAGCGGUGAGCGUAUUUUUGUAAAUUGCACAAGCAACUGUUUGGCGAAACAACAAAUGUUGAAGUAUUUGAUACCUAUGUAUUAAAGAUGUGUCAAAGCUAGAUAUAACAAUGCUGUCAUUUGAUGGAUUUUAAUAUGUCAUAAAAUUAUUGUUUUUCUUUUGUUUUAUAACCACUGUUAAGCUAACCUUUUAAGUUUUGAAACGCAGAAUGUCUUUUAGAACGAAAAAGCAUUGAGAAAUUUGCUAUAGAUGACCAUGCAUUUUGCAAAGAAGGAAUUAUGUAUAUUUGACAAACUCUUUAUUACUGGUGUUAUGCAGAUGUACAGUAUGUUUGAGUGGGUGAAAAUGAGACCAACUUCAAAGAAACGUAGUCUUUUUCUUUACUGUAUUCUGCUGACAUAAUGGCUUUAAAAGUGUAAGUAGGAGACUUUUGACUUUUACCGACUGAAUUCAUGCUCUGUAGAACUUGUGUGAUAUUUUCUGUCACUUUUUCAGUCCAAAGGUCGUCCUUAUGGUGAAGCAUUGGUCAUAUUUUCAGUUCCUUGGUCAAUAAAAAAAUGGUAUUCAUUCUGUGUA